GCCCCUCUAACAGACAGUGAGCUGAGUAGGAGAACAGUGAGGCUGCUGGGUAUCAACACCUGGGAUAUGGCUGCUGCUCUUACACAACUUGACUGGAACCUCUUCAACUACAUACACGAGGUAACACACACAAACUCACACACACACACACUGGAGGCGCUUUACUACACACACACACAAUACUCUAUUCCCCCCCCCCCCCAGCAGGAGUUGGUGUAUUCCACAAUGAGCUGUAGUACCGGAGACAGCCACCGGGAGGGGCUGUCUGUAUUACUGCAGCGCUGUAACGAGGUCCAGCAGUGGGUCAUGUCUGAGGUCCUGAUGUGUGUGUCGCUCAACAAACGAGUCCAGCUGCUCAAGAAGUUCAUCAAGAUCGCAGCGCAGUAAGAGAACACACACACACACUUCAGACACUCACACACAGAAUCAAACACACACACUUUAGAUACACUCUCUAACACACACACACACACACACACACACACAGACAGACACACACAGUCUUGUACAGCUGACCUUGUGGGGACACACAACUCAGUCCCAUUCAAAAUCCUAUUUUCCCUAACCCCUAACCCUAAACCUAACCCCUAACCCGUACUCUUACCCUAACCCUAACCCUAACCUUAACCCAAAAACCUAACCUUAACCCUAACCCUAAACCUAACCCCAGCUCCUAACCCUAAAACUAACCCUAGAUCCUAACCCUAACCCGUAACGUAAUUCUAACCCUAACACUAAUUCUAACCUUAACCCUAAACCCCCUAGAAAUAGCAUUUGACCUUGUGGGGACUAACAAAAUGUCCCCAGUUGGUCAAAUUUCUGUUUGUUUACUAUUCUCGUGGGGACUUCUGGUCCCCACAAGAAUAGUUAAACACAUCCACACACGCACACAUAUACACAGACACACACGGACACACACAGACACACACACAAACACUUAAAGUACCUUCAGAAAGUUUUCACACCCCUUGACUUUUUCCACAUUUUGUUGCGUUACAACCUGAAUUUAAAAUUUAAAAUAGCUGCCUGGUGGCUUUUCAGCAGCCUGAUGGUCUGGGGGUAAAUGCUAUUGCCCAGUCUGACAGUUUUUGCCAUGAUACUCCUAUACUUCUGAGUGAUGGAAGAGAGGAGAACAGGUCAUGGCUCGGGUGGCUGAGGUCCUUGAUGAUCUUCUUGGCCUUCCUGCGACACCUGGUGUUGUAGGUGUCCUGGAGGGCAGGCAGUGAGCACCCGAUGGUGCAUUCGGCUGAGCGUACCACCCUGUGUAGAGCCUUGCGGUCAGCGGCGGUGGAGUUGCCGUACCAGGCCGUGAAGCACCCCGACAGUAUGCUCUCGAUGGUGCUCCUGUAGAACACUGUGCCCUCGGGGCAUCUUGACGUUUUUGAACGUCUCCAUGGCGGCCCGUUGAUGAUGAUGAUGGGGGCGUGACCAGCCUGGUUCCUCCUGAAGUCCACAAUCAGCUCCUUUGUUUUGCUGACGUUGAGGGAGAGGUUGUUUACCUGGCACCAUGCCGUCAGACUGCCUACAUCCUCUCUGUAGGCCGUCUCAUCGUUGUUGGUAAUCAGGCCUUCUACUGUCGCGUCGUCAGCGAACUUGAUGAUGGAGUUGGAACUGUGUGAAGCCACCCAGUCGUCGGUAUACAAUGGGGGACUGAGGACGCACCCUUGUGGGGCUCCGUGUUGAGUAUCAGUGUGGAGGAGUUAAUGUUGCCUACCUCCACCACCUGGGGGCGUGCCGCCAGGAAGUCCAGGACCCAGUCGCAUAGGGAGUAGUUCAAUCCCAGGGUCGCAACCUUUUGAUGAGCUUAGAGGGCACUAUGGUAUUGAAGGCCAAUCUGUAGUCGAUGAACAGCAUCCUCACAUAUGCAUUCCUUUUGUCCAGGUGGGUGAGGGCAGCGUGCAGUGCAAUGGCGAUUGCGUCAUCCGUGGAUCUGUCAGGGCGGUAGGCGAAUUGGAGAGGGUGGAGUGUGUCGGGGAAGGAGGAGGUGAUGUGGUGUUUGACUAGCCUCUCGAAGCGCUUCAUGAUGACGGAAGUGAGUGCUACGGGUCGGUAGUCAUUCAGUUCAGUUACUUUCACCAUACUAACCUAAAUGACAGAGUGAAAAGAAGGAAGCCUGUACAGAAUAAAAGUAUUCCAUGCACCUGUUUGCAAUAAGGCACUAAAAAUAAAAUGUGGCAAAGAAAUUUACUUUAUGUCCUGAAUAAAAAGCGUUAAGUUUGGGGCAAAUCCAACACAACACAUCACUGAGUACCAAUCGUCAUAUUUUCAAGCAUGGUGGUGGCUGCAGGAUGUUAUGGGUAUGCUUGUAAUAGUUAAGGACUAGGGAGUUUUCCAGGAAAAAUAAAAUAAACUGAAUGGAGCUAAGCACAGGCAAAAUCCUAGAGGAAACCUGGUUCAGUCUGCUUUCCAACAGACACUGGGAGACAAAUUAACCUUUCAGCAGGACAAUAACCUAAAACAUAGGCCAAAUAAACACUGGAGUUGCUUACCAAGGCGACAUUGAAUUUUCUUGAGUGGCCUACUUACAAUUUUGACUGAAAUUGGUUUGAAAAUCUAUGGCAAGACUUGAAAACUUAGGGUGGGGGAAAUGGUGUUUGGCCAGAUACAAUGCUAUUUUACAUUAAAUAAAUUAACAACAGAUUUUCAGCAUGCUUAUAGGAAGGGCAUUCAACACGCACGGCACUUCCACAAAAGACUGAUGAUUGGCUGAGAGAAAUUGAUAGGCAAAACAGCUCCCACAACCUUUUUAUUAACAGAACACAGAGGGUGUUCUUUAAUGGAAGCCUCUCCAACAUAAUCCAGGUAGAAUCAGGAAUUCCCCAGGGCAGCUUUACUAAUGACCUGCCACUGGCUCUGAGUAAAGCCUGUGUGUCUAAGUAUGCAGAUGACUCAACACUAUACACGUCAGCUACUACAGCGAGUGAAAUCACUGCAAUACUUAACAAAGACCUGCAGUCAGUUUCAGAAUGUGUGGCAAGAAAUAUUUUAAAAAAAAAACUAAAAGCAUUGUAUUUGGGACAAAUCAUUCACUAAACCCUAAACCUAAAAUAAAUAUUGUAAUGAAUGAUGUGGAAAUUGAGCAAGUUGAGGAGACUAAACUGCUUGGAGUAAACCUGGACUGUAAACUGUUAUGGUCAAAACAUAUUGAUGCAACAGCAGCUAAGAUGGGGAGAGGUCUAUCCAUAAUAAAGCGCAGCUCUGCCUUCUUAACAACAAUAUCAAAAAGGCAGGUCCUACAGGCCCUAGUUUUGUCGCACCUGGACUACUGCCCAGUCGUGUGGUCAGGUGCCACAAAUAGGGACAUUACAACUGGCCCAGAACAGGGCAGCACGGCUGGCCCUUAAAUGUACACGUAGAGCUAACAUUAAUAUGUCAAUCUCUCAUGGCUCAAAGUAGAAGAGAGAUUGACUUCAUCACUACUUGUUUUUGUAAGAAGUGUUGACAAGCUGAAUGCACCGAGGUGUCUGUUUUUAAACUACUAGCACACAGCUCGGACACCCAUGCAUACCCCACAAGACAUGCCACCAGAGGUCUCUUCACAGACCCCAAGUCCAGAACAGACUAUAGGAGCCUCACAGUACUACAUAGAGCCAUGGCUCCACAUCAAGUAACUCACGCAAGUAGUAAAAUCAGAUUUAAAAGCGUAUAAAAAAUACACCUUAUGGAACAGUGAGGACUGUGAAGAGUCAUACACACAGGUACAAACACACACAUACAAACACACAUAACAUACACACUAUACACACACACAUACACCUGGAUUGUGUGUUGUAGUAGAGUAGUGUGAAAUCUGUUGUAAAAUGUAUUUUAAUGUUCAUAAGUCAUAAUUGUACUAUAAUGUAUGUUACUGCCUUAAUUUUUGCUGGACCCCAAGGAAGAGUAGAUGCUGCCUUGGCAGCAGCUAAUGAGGAUCUAUAAUAAAUACAAAUACAAAAUGGCUGUCUAGCAAUGAUCAACACCAAACUUGACAGAGCUUGAAGAAUUUUUAAACGAAUAAUGUGCAAAUAUUGUACAAUCCAGGUGUGCAAAGCUCUUAGAGAUUUACCCAGAAAGACUCAUCCAAAGUUGAUUCUAACUUAUUGAUUCAGGGGUGUGAAUACUUAUGUAAAUGAUAUAUAUCUGUAUUUCAUUUUCAUUAAAUUAGCAAACAUUUCUAAAAACAUGUUUUCAUUUUGUCUAUGGGGUAUUGUGUGUAGAUGGGUGAAAAAAUACAUAUUUAAUCCAUUUUAGAAUUCAGGCUGUAACAACAACAACAACAACAACAACAAAAUAUGGAAAAAUAUGAAUACUUUGUGAAGGCACUGUAUAAUUCCUGUUUUGUGUUGUUCAGUUGUAAGGCCCAGAGGAACCUGAACUCAGCAUUUGCCAUCAUCAUGGGACUCAACACUGCAGCCGUCAGCAGACUCAAUAUAACCUGGGAGGUAAGGGAGAGUGUGUGUGUACGUACGUGUGUGUGUGUGUGUGUGUGUGUGUGUGUGUGUGUGUGUGUGUGUGUGUGUGUGUGUGUGUGUGUGUGUGUGUGUGUGUGUGUGUGUGUACGUGUGUGUGUGUGUGUGUGUGUGUGUGUGUGUGUGUGUGUGUGUGUGUGUGUACGUGUGUGUGUGUGUGUGUGUACGUGUGUGUGUGUGUGUGUGUACGUGUGUGUGUGUGUGUGUGUACGUGUGUGUGUGUGUGUGUGUGUGUGUGUGUGUACGUGUGUGUGUACGUGUGUACUAUGACAGUUCUGACGGUGUGUAUCUGUUCUCUCCUUUUACUUUCAGAAAGUUCCGGGGAAAUUCAAGAAGAUCUUCUCUGAACUGGAGUUGAUCACAGUAAGACUCAUUCUCAUUGGUUUAAAGUAAUAUUCUUCAUGAUUGGUUGAUAAGCUGGUGGAAAAUACUUAAGAAGACUUAACAAAUUAAUUAACAAAUGUCAAGGCUGUUGGCAUAACAGCCUCUCAGUUCAAAUCCACAUUACCCUAAGCCUAACCUCUGACCUCUAACCCCUAACCUUACCCUGACUCCUAACCCUAACCUCUCCUCACUCUCUCCAGGACCCGUCUCUGAACCAUAAGGCCUACAGAGAUGCCUUCAAGAAGAUGAAACCUCCUAAGAUCCCCUUCAUGCCCCUGCUGUUGAAAGACAUCACCUUUAUCCACGAGGGAAACAAAACCUUUCACGACAACCUGGUCAACUUCCAGAAACUGGUGAGGCAGUUUACUUCCCCUUGUCAGUUCCCUCCCUCUGUAUUAUGUUCCACCAUUGGGUUGAGGGCAAUGCUACCAGUUAAAUAAAAGCCUAAUUGUAAUCAUACUGUUAAGACUUUGAAUUCCCGAGCCAACUCUGUGAAAAAUCUGUCGAUGUGCCCUUGAGCAAGGCACUUAACCCUAAUUGCUCCUGUAAGUCGCUCUGGAUAAGAGCAUCUGCUAAGUGACUAAAAUGUAAAAAUGUAAUGUGUGUGAACGUUUAUCUGUCUGUGUGUUAUAACCGUUACCCUGGUGACUGACUCUUGUAUUCCCCGCCCCCUCAGCACAUGAUCGCCGACAUAGUGCGUCUGAUUCGCCACUGCCAAAGCGACCAACUGGGUAUGUUGUGUGUGUGUGUGACUGUGUGAGUGUGUGUGUGUGUGUGUGUGUGUGUGUGUUAAUAUAUACUUGAUCUGUGUAUCUGUCUGUCUCCUAGGUAACGAGGUGGUGGGCAGCGACAGUCCGGAGGUCAGGGCGAGUGUUCACUACCUCCACAUCAUCGACAAUCAACAGACACUCUUCCAACUGUCACACAAACUGGAGCCACGCGCCUGA
Messenger RNA from Coregonus sp. 'balchen', 5779 nucleotides. The record is from the annotation of a GenBank genome assembly. NCBI's taxonomy places the organism in Eukaryota, Metazoa, Chordata, Actinopteri, Salmoniformes, Salmonidae.